This is a messenger RNA of Daldinia vernicosa, 738 nucleotides long. Its product is annotated as rotamase-domain-containing protein. The transcript is spliced from 3 exons. Gene Ontology annotation, cellular component: cytosol; nucleus. The record is from RefSeq and is a predicted model, not a curated record. The coding region runs from base 103 to 633 and encodes 176 amino acids. Lineage: Eukaryota; Fungi; Ascomycota; Sordariomycetes; Xylariales; Hypoxylaceae. Gene Ontology annotation, molecular function: protein binding; peptidyl-prolyl cis-trans isomerase activity.
CCCUUGAGUAUACUCUUGCUCCAGCCUAGCUUAAACAGCUGUUAAAUAAAUUAUAAAAGCUGUUCAUCAGCCACACAGUAGUCUUCGUAUCACACCGCCAGCAUGGAUGACUCGGGAUUACCACCUAACUGGGAGGUGCGCCACAGCAACUCCAAGAACCUUCCAUACUAUUUCAACGCCAGCGAGAAAGUCUCGCGCUGGGAGCCGCCGGUUGGGACCGACACCGAGAAGUUGAAGCAAUAUAUGGCAACCCACCAUUCUACUUCGUCCCAGACGGCUCCCGUCAGCCACCCCGAGGGCAAAAUCCGUGCCGCCCACCUACUAGUCAAACACCGCGACAGCCGGCGACCUGCGAGCUGGCGCGAGAGCAAUAUUACCCGAACCAAGGAAGAAGCAAUGGCUAUUAUCAAGGGUCAUGAGCAGAAGAUUAAGAGUGGGGCCGUAUCUCUUGGAGAGAUCGCCAUGACUGAGAGCGACUGCAGUUCGGCCAGAAAGAGGGGAGAUUUAGGAUACUUCGGUAAGGGAGACAUGCAAAAGGAAUUCGAGGAGGCUGCUUUCGCACUACAACCUGGCCAGAUGAGUGGUGUUGUGGAAACCGCGAGUGGACUACAUCUAAUCGAAAGGUUAGUUUAAGUCCUUGUGUAUUUUAGGAGUGGGAAAUUUUGCCACCCAGGCGCAUAGCUAGGGCGCAUGGCUGCCUCUUUUAUGAGGCUCACUAAACAUGGUGUUAAAGCACUG